Messenger RNA from Exserohilum turcica Et28A, 693 nucleotides. RefSeq lists its product as uncharacterized. The transcript has 2 exons. The record is from RefSeq and is a predicted model, not a curated record. NCBI's taxonomy places the organism in Eukaryota, Fungi, Ascomycota, Dothideomycetes, Pleosporales, Pleosporaceae. The coding region runs from base 1 to 693 and encodes 230 amino acids.
AUGCCCAUUCUCGUGCAUCCAAAUCCUGCGCACUGUCGCGCCUUUCUAUCCCGGCCAAACACGCACGUUGUAAAGUUCCCCACCGGCAACACCUUCUACUUCUCGCUACCACUCGAUGUGUCGCUACUACAUGAACUACGUCUUUUUGAGCUGUUCGCUCUACGGGACUUCCUAUCCUCCAUCACGGACAAUGUGCAGCGCCGCAUGGGUCAGUGGGGUGUAGAAAACAUCACGCAUGUCCAGCGAACAAUUUCAAAGUGGCUGUUGCAUCUCAAACACCUCCUGCAUGUUGAAAGACUGGCUUGGGCCGCCGGACAUGGCGUCCCUGUAUUCGACGAGCAAGAUAAUCUAAUCUCGUUUUCUUGGGCCUGGGACAAGAUUCACUUCGAAAAAGGAUCCAGCGCAGUCGCAGAAUACGCGAGGCUGCUUCUCGAACAGAUCCAUCGCUCCUCGCGCGGGACUGCGUCUGCACGUCAGCCAGAGCACUUCAAAAGAGCGGAAGUUCAGCUCAAGACUUGGAAGGCAGAGCGUACACAUGCCUUUGAGUGGACUUACGACGACGUCGUCAUAUGCUUUGGUAUUUUCGGGGCGUGGUUCAAAGACAAGGCGGAAUGGCUGCGUACAAGACGAGAUUUUGAUCCUUACGAGCUGGUCGUGGAACCCGUGACUGGCCAGGCCGAGGUCGAACUUUAG